AUGAGUGAACUUAUUAAAACUUUUCAAAAAUUGAGUGAAUAUUUUAUAAAGGGUUUGGUCUGGGAAGAAAUUGAAGACUUAUUUGAAAAUUUCCAAAGAAAUAAGAACUCAAAUGAACCUCAAAAGCACUCUGAUUUUCUCCAGAAAAUUCUAUGCAUUCCUUUGGUUCAACGAUGCGGUUUGGACAACGAAGUACAAUCACUUCUACUGGAAAUCUGUGUAUCCAUACGAACUUUACGAUGUGAUGGAGCCAGUUAUGAUAACACCUACGAUUGCUGGGAUCAAGUAGUUAAAGUUGCUCCCCGCGAUGGCUAUUUGGCAUUUAUAUACACAUUAGCUGGUCUAAUACAAAUCGAUCCAAGUGCUGUUGUUUACAUUAAGCUAUCCUUGCUGGCAGUCAAUGUAUAUUUCUUGUCGUUGACAAUACCGGGAGCUAAAGGAUUUCAUAUAUUCGAGGAAGAAAUUAUAACACAUUGUUUGCAAGUCUUCUCAUCAAUUGAACGCAUACAAAAUCCUGACGUUGUUGGUCGUAUGUCACGUCAUGAACCCAUACAGAUAUGGGUUCAGUUUUCGACUUUUUUCGAUGAUUUGAAAUUGGUAUUACGCUAUGUCCAUUUUAAGGAUUACCAAUCAGCAAGAGAUGGAAUCUUAAAGAAAAUUAUUGAUGUGCAGUAUUUAAAUCAUGAUCGGGGAUAUGCAAACAUGUAUGCCGCUAAUUUACAUAUUAAAUGUUUUGAGAUCUAUGAGGAGAUGAUUAAUGCACACAAUGGGGAUCCCGAACAGACACUCUUGAAGCUAAUGAAUCUAACAGUAUUCCUGCAUACAUAUCCACAAAAACCAAAAUCCAAUCAAUCUACAGCUAAUAACAUUGCUAGCGAAUGUGAACACAUAUCAGAUUGGUUCAUAAAGUCCAUAUCGAAAUACCCCAGACUAUUGGUUAAGGUAUUAAAAUUUUACAUAGAGUGUAUUGUAACCAAUCCUAUUAGAACAUGGAAGAAUGAGCAAAUACAAAAGGCUUUGGAAUAUGCUGCUAAAUAUGAUGCUGCCUUGUUUACAAAAUGCAAUGAGUCUUGUGUGGAAUUUCUCUGUGAAGCUGUAUAUGCUGAUGAAGUUAUGAUAAGAUCUCGAGUUAUUGAUUUAAUUUCGAAAAUUUUGCAAAUGGAAUCGCAAGUGGAUUGGCAAAUGUUUCGGCAUGAAGUGUCCAAUAUACCUCGGGAAAUCUAUCUAAUAAAGGAAUUGAUUGAUAGUUUGCAGGAUCAAAAUAAUAAUAUUAAAUUGAAAUCUGUGCAAGCUCUACAUGUAGCCUUGACAAAGGGUUCGCCUAAUGCCAGAAAAAUUUUAACCGAAUGUUUGCAGUACACACAGUUUUGUGAUAUCAGUGUUGUGCUGCCCGAUGAGCCAAGAUUGGGGAAGAAUGAAAUACGUUAUGAAAAACCAAAUGCCCAAGAGGCCAAGUAUUCAUUUGAAGGACACGGAGUCAUACAGUUAUCCUUUCUUAAUUUGCCUUCCUACAUAUACACUCAUCUGUAUCAGAGUCCUUUGUCAUAUAUCCGAAGAGCAGGUGUCAUGUUAAUGGAACAGCUAGUUAAAUUGAAUCCCCUUAUUAUAUUCAAUACAAAUUUUGUAACGGAAACCUCGCGUUUGGUGAAUGAGCCAACAGCUUUGGUACGCAAACAAACUUUACUUUCUAUUGAUUCGAUUUUGGAUUGCUAUCCUAAUUGUUAUCCAGUUAUAUGGGUUUGGUGUAAAAUUUUAACGCCUAUGUUACAAGAUGGUGAUGCAAAAAACAUAGAUGUCGCCAUGGAGUGCUUCCGUUCAAGAGUCUUAGCAAAUCUGAAGAGCAUAGAACAAACAAAUAAGGCAGAACAUUUUAUGCCUUGGGCCAUCAUCAAAACUCUGCUGUCCACACAAUCCCGUUUUUACUUGCAAAAUUGUUUUCAUUUGGCAUUACAGCAGCGCAUGAUAAGCCCUCAAAUGGUCAGCAUUGUUGAAUCUCAUCUACUGACAUCAAAUUCAACAGAGGCCUGGAUUAUUCUCAAUUUCAUAUCCAGUAAAAUGAAAUGUAAGGAACCGGAUGCUUUACUUCAUCAAUUUCUCACUUUACAAUCGUGGAAUAAAGAACAAAAUAUGUUAAUAGCUUUGGAAGUCUUGGCUAGCUGCAUUAAGGAUUUCUCACAUACUGCACUGAAUCAUGCAUUCAAUCAUAUUUUGGCUAAAAUAAAGCAAGGCUCCUUACUACCUGCCAUAAUAGGAAAAGCCUUUGAUUUUCUAGUGCUGAUUACAAAUCGAUCUCAUACAACGGGUAAGAGUAAAAAUGCUUCCAUUGAUCCGGCCACCAGCAUGCAAUGGAUGAUUGAGUUGCAUCAACAUCUGGAACAUGAAAUCUUAGACGGCAUACAAUAUUUUCCCGAAAAUCGGGAUACCUUCAUAUCACAUUUAUUCGCCUAUUCAGAAGUUAAUUUACAAACUCGCAUUAGGCCAAAUCAGACCGUCAUAUUGUUUCUUCACAAGUAUAUGAAUGAGUGCAUUAGGCUGAGAGAAAUCGAAAUGGACUCAGAUAAUGCACGCAUAUUUAAUUGUAUUAUUCAAAUAACUGGACGCUUGUCCCUACGCGAUGGCAGUGUGGCCUCCACUACCUGUUCUCUUUAUGCCAAUAUUUUAGCCAUAAAUGAUCAGCCACCGAUUGUCAACACCAUCAUUGUAGCAUUGACAGAUUUGUGUAAGAAACACACACAAAUUGUUGAGAGGAUUGUGGAGAGAGUUUUACGCAAACUUAAAUCUCCCUACGAUGUAAAUCGGCUGGAGACAUUUAAGUGCUUUGAGAAAUUGGUACUUCAGGAUCAAAUAAAGCUGAGAGGUUCAUUACUUUUGGCGCUGCUGGCAGCACUAUUGGACGAAUGCGACGAUUUGGCCAAAAGAGCGGCAGAUUUCUUCGCAGAGUUUUUGUCGAAGAAAAAUCCAACGUUAUUUCAAAAGUGUCUCAUCGAAUGUCCAUUUGUCUUCAAUGAAUAUAAGAACUUUGAUGGUUUGGAUAGUUUUUCGGAAACCUCAAUAAAAUCACCUCUAAAAGGAGAAUCUCAGCGCAAACGUCGCCAGCAGUUAUAUAAACAUUUAAUGGAGGAUAUGGAUGACAUAAAUAUGAUUUUAUAUUUUGGUCAAUUAAAAUUGAUUUCUGAAAAGUCAAAAUUGGAUCCUUUAAUAAAAGAGCCCGAAGGCAUUGCUCUAGUCAAAGAUGUACUAUACAUUCUGAAAAAGGUAUGCCAAUUGACCAAAGAACAAAAACAGAAUUCAGAAAACAAUGAAGCGGAUAAUAAGGAGGAGGAUGCUAUGGCCGAAAUGAACGAAUUAACCAAUGAGGGAAAUAAUGAGGGUAAAAGUAAUGCCAAUAAUGGGGGUAAUAAAAACCCAUCUACCACUGGACCUGGUAGAGGAAGAAGAAAGCGAGAACUAACCAUGCCAGAAGCAAUGACUUUACUCGAAAAAUCCCUCAUAUUCAUACCAACCAUAUAUCAAAAUGUAAAAAUCCAUGAUACCUCUGUGGAAGCAUCAUUUGACGAUUUAUGCAAAGCAUUAUACAAACGAUUUCCCAAUUUAGUUGAUUAUGCGCAACCAGCCGAGUUUUGGAAUAAAUAUCGUAAAUCUAAAGUGGCAACAGGUAAGAAAGUGCCAAAACGAAAAACUCCCAAGAAAAAGAAGAGAAGAGUUAACAAGGAUUCUGAAAACGAGGAUAGUAAUGAAGAAGAUAAUGAUGAAGAAGACGAUGACGAUGUGGAUGGAGCAGAAUCUUCAAAGUCAAAUGAAUCUGAUACCGAUGAUGAAGUUUUACUAUGUAAAAAAUCGAGACUGCAAAAGACUACUGAUGCUGCCUUUACACAUUCACAAUUAUCUAUGGAUUACAUAUUUAAGCCAAAUCUAUAGAAU
Messenger RNA from Stomoxys calcitrans (stable fly), 3921 nucleotides. RefSeq lists its product as uncharacterized. Bases 1 to 3918 code for a protein of 1305 amino acids. Gene Ontology annotation, biological process: mitotic chromosome condensation; meiotic chromosome condensation. The record is from RefSeq and is a predicted model, not a curated record. Gene Ontology annotation, molecular function: histone binding. The transcript is spliced from 9 exons. Gene Ontology annotation, cellular component: condensed chromosome, centromeric region. Lineage: Eukaryota; Metazoa; Arthropoda; Insecta; Diptera; Muscidae.